UGCGGCUGCGAACCUUAUUUUACAUCACGUGAUGUUUCUUAACACCGAAAGAAGCAAAAAGAGACAUCGAGAGACACUUCGCGAUUCAAGGUCACGAUCCAAGAACAAGAUCACGAUCCCUGGCCACCACCUUGUCUUGAGGCGAGCAGGCGAUGGAUCACCAGACGUCAGCAGAUCGAGCGGGGCCGAUCUGAUCUCUCGUCUCGCUUCACACCACAAUGGCCGAUUCACCGCGCGGCCACGUCCCGGGCAUCGCAACUCCAGGUGCUUCUACUGGUGCUGCUCCCCCUCCACCACCGCCGCCGCCUUUACCUCCUCCACCUCCUCCAGCGCCUCCAUUACCCCCCCAGCGUUAUGCGAACAGAGCUACUAGUGCCCUUGCGCGUCUCGCUCAUCCAUUCAUCUACGGUUCCAGGCCUCCAAGUCCACAGCCUACUUCCCCACUGCCAGUCCCAACACCACCUCCAGCCCUGGUGACCAGACCCAGCUAUACUAUUUCUCCUCCUGGCAGCGCCCCGAUCAUCACACAUAAGGCAGGAAUCCCAAUAUCAGCUGUUGAUAUCUCCCCACAGCGAACCCAUGCCAUAGUUGCCGGAAGAGAAAUCCUUAAGACAAUCCGCGUCACGUCUUCUCAGUGCGUUGAAGAAACAAAUAUCCGAUCUGCUGUGAUAGGCCACUCCUCGAGCCACCACCCUUCUGGACCGUCCAGUAAAAACAAGGAGCACCUAGCUACCAAGGAUGUCAAGUGGUCUCAUUCGGAGUAUAACCGAAUAAUCGCCGCUGCAACAAGCAAUGGGCGCAUUGUUGUUUAUGACCUGAGCCGCCCUGGCGUGGAAUAUGGCCGGUUCAAUGAACAUUCUCGCCAGGUCCAUCGGCUUGCCUUCAGUCCCUAUCGCGGCGCCUGGUUGCUUUCUGGAAGUCAGGAUGCUACUGUGCGACUAUGGGAUUUACGCACGGUGUCCAGUGACAGAUCUGCCAUGCAUAUCGGGAGCACUAGCGUGUUUAAUGGCCACAGCGAGGCUGUACGUGAUAUCCGAUGGUCUCCUGCUGAACCUGUAGAGUUCGCCACAGCUACAGACAGUGGCGUUAUUCAAAAGUGGGAUAUUCGUAAGGACAACGUUCCUGUUAUACGGAUAAAUGCUCAUGAAAAGGCCUGUUCGUCCGUUGACUGGCAUCCCGAUGGCAGACAUCUCCUCAGCGGCAGUGUGGACCGCCAAGUGAAAGUGUGGAACUUCUCUUCCACUGAUCGGAGGCAGAAACCGUGUCUCCAGCUAAGGACCCCGCAAGCUGUUUUAAAUGCACGCUGGCGCCCACCAAGCUUGACUGGCCAUGAUUAUGAGACUGCCAGCUGGGAAUCUACUCAAAUUGUUACAUCAUAUGAUCAGGAAGAUCCCCGUAUCCACAUCUGGGACUUUAGAAGGCCACACAUUCCGUAUAAGGAAAUUGACCGUUAUACAAACUCCGCUACAGACCUACUAUGGCAUUCUCAGGAUUAUCUAUGGACCGUCAGUUCGGAAGGCAUAUUUAUGCAGGCCGAUAUCAGCCUGGCCCCAGAAGCUAUAGAGCGAAGAGCGCCAUGUGCGGUAACAUGGAGCCCCGAUGGCAAAUUUCUCGCAUUUUUCGAACCGCGCCGAAGAAGACACAAGCAGAGUUAUAACUACAGCAAUACAGAAACCGUUGAAUCCAUCCCUGUGCCUGUUCAACGAAGGGGCAAAGAGGGUGAGGACAGGCUACAAACCGCUAGCCACAGCCUUACUGAUGAAGCCCCAGAGGAUGGCUCUCAGGUAGUUGGGAUUCGAAAACGUACAAACAAGGUAUCCUCGGCAAGGAGCUCUAAAUCACUCAGUGCUACCCCCCCUAUGCAAGAUGAUGAAUUACAAGUUGUUACACUUGUCAAAUCGGUCGGUAAUAUUAAAGACAUUACCAAUGAACAAGAUGGCAUGAUAGGAUGUGUUGAAGGAGCAACAUUCAACCCAGAUGCUUUCAAUUAUCUGGUGCAGCAUUAUUCUCCGCUACUGGCGGACCCGCUCAACGAACGGAACAUGUCAGUUGAAGUUGUCAAACAUCUUCUAGAUGGGUUAGAUGAGAAUACCAUGCAAGCUGCCGUGGUGCGUUCUGGCCGACUGGCGCAGACUUGGCGAAUUGUAAGGUAUGCCAUAUCACAGGAGUUACUGAAUCAACACAAGCAGCGUCAACUUGAGUUGAAACAAAGCAGUACCUCCAAGACGGGGCCUAAGAUUGGUAGCCGCGGUAGUAGCACUAACAUAAUAAAGCUUGACCCAACUGUUUCCGACAAAUCUAAGACUCGGAUCUUCAAGGGGGUUGUGGAUGGAGAUUCUCAAAGACUUAUGACCCUUAGCCCGGAGCCUAACUCAGGCGCUACAACUCCACUUGCACGACCCAUACCUGAUUCAUCAAUCGCUGCUGCUAUAGCUGGUGGACAAGUACCCAAUACAGGCUUGAAUGAAGAACUUGGGCAACUCAGGCCUAUCCCAUCGCUGAUAUUAUCUAGUGACGAGGUACUGAGCAAACAGGCCCAGGCGAGCGUGGCUGGUCUAGGCCUAGAUAAUACUGAAUCUAGUUGGCUUCAAGACAGUAACGGACUGAGAACCCCGACGAACAAACGCUCAACAACUCAGUCCCAUGUGGAAGACACGAUUGCAGACCAGACUAGAUCAGCCCCCCGAGCUAUAUCUGGUAGAGCGGAAUGGAGGCGUGAGGAAAAACCUCGCCCUAAGCCCACUGGAGAUGAAUCGGCCAUCAAAGAUGAAGGGGAAACAAACAAAGAAGACAGUAAAGAGGGAAAUGGUGACAUAGUUGCGCCUCAGACUCAUCAAGUGUUUCGGAAACGCCUGUUGUCAAUGGAGCGUGCGGCACAGGAGAGACCAUCUAUUCCCGUUGCAUACAAACGACACGACUCCGGCGAGAGUUUUCCUAUGUUCUCAGCCUCAGACAGCUCUCACCGUACCAAAUCCUUUGAUGAGGCAUCUUCUUCACUGACAGAUGACCCUUCACGUUAUGAAGGCUGGCCAUCGACGACUGAAGCGUCAUUACAUGAUAUACCCGAGCUUGAAGGGAGCUCUCCUCCUAGACCCGGGAGAUGGGAAAACCAUAGCGACUCGAUGAGCGACAUGUCGUUGGAAGAUUUACCCCCACAAUCUGCCACAGUCGACCUUGAAAGACCUGUGAGCCCGUUACCUUUCCUGGCGGAGUCAUCUCCCAUAAAAAAGCCAUCACGGGUUGGGUAUUCUCGCCCCCCGGCACGGUUUAAACCGCAUCCUAGCUCGCGAAACCCUUCUCUGCUGACUGAAACAUCGGUUACGCUCCCUCUCUGCCCAAAGUCUACAUCGGACACGCCUUGGGGUGUUCAAACUAUCGUGAGAGAAAUAAUAAAACAUUACUGUAGUAGCGCGUCCGUUGACAUACUUUCCGCGUCCCAUCUUCUCCAUAAAAUGCACAUUCUCUACAGCUCUUGCGACGAGCUUCUGCCCCAAGGAGAAAGAGAGCUGAUAUUCAAAACCCUCAACGAACAGCUUCUCCGGCAGGGCAUGUUUGUUGAAGCCGCCGAAUUCCGACUUGUUUGCGUUCCCUCAUACCCAGCUCUUUAUGAUUAUGCUCAAAAGGAUACAUUCAUCAACGUGUUCUGUUUUGAGUGCAAUAAACCCUACGAAAAUCCAAUCCAGGACAAUAAGUUAUGCCACCGAUGUAACACACCUCAACCCCCAUGUACGAUUUGUGUUAGUCGUAAGCCCCCUACAGAAUGGGCGGCCGAAACCAACCAAAGUCCACGAUCUAAUACCAACCUUACCGAUGGUUCUUACACUAACAUUAGCCCCCUUGAAGAUGGUUUAAUAUACCAACAACAGGAACAGCCUGGAUCUCGGUUACAUGGCUCAGGUCUUUGGUCAUGGUGUCAAACAUGCGGACAUGGCGCCCACACAGCAUGUUUAACUGCAUGGCUAACAGAUAUAUCUCUUAGCGAAGGUGGCUGUCCCACCCCCGGAUGUUUCCAUGACUGUGGGCCUGGCCCUCGACGAGAACAGAACCGCCUUGCUCAACAGGAAGCGAGCAAGAGAUCGAGAAGUGCCUUCUACGGCCGAAAGCCGAGCUCAACUUUCAUCAAAAGGGAUUCAUGGACAGCUGGCGAAAGCAGAGCAGUUGAAAGAGUGAGAGGCAUUCUUGGCGGAGGGGCUCCGACCCCUGUGGAGGCUGGACCUACCGCAGGUCAGGGAAGUACCCCUGGGCUUUCUGCUGGUGGCUUAGGGCCCUCAGCUGUUAUCUCUCCAAAAAAAGUCAGGCUUGUUGCUCCCGGUGAACAAGACAUCGCGGGCAAUGAGCACUAA
Nannizzia gypsea CBS 118893 is the source of this 4343-nucleotide messenger RNA. RefSeq lists its product as hypothetical. Lineage: Eukaryota; Fungi; Ascomycota; Eurotiomycetes; Onygenales; Arthrodermataceae. Gene Ontology annotation, biological process: positive regulation of TOR signaling. The coding region runs from base 219 to 4343 and encodes 1374 amino acids. Gene Ontology annotation, molecular function: protein binding. The record is from RefSeq and is a predicted model, not a curated record. The transcript is spliced from 2 exons.